ACCUCAUAUUAAUCCUGUCAAAACAAUUUGGAGAUCCAAAGUUCAGUAUUGAUGUUGUCUGAAAUUCAUAAGUAUUCUUGAUGAAAGAUGGCAACUAAAGCUGCACUGCCUGUCUUUGAUGGAGAAGCUUCUGAAACUGAAAGCGAGGAGAGCAUUCAUAUCUCGUUUUAUGAGGAUAAUAUUGCCGUAGAUGUGAAUGAUGAGGUGCAAUGUCUUGAGAUCAAUGGAGAAGAUUCUGAAUCUGGCGAUGAAAAAGCCAGUGUAUCAAGUAUUAGUACCACAUCAACUAUCACCACAGCUAAGGAGCCAAUUGAAUUGAAAUCUAAUAACCGAAGUCAGUCCUUGUUGCAUCACAAACUGAGAGAAUCAAAUAGCAUAUUUUACAAUGACUUGGAAGAUUUAAUUAAAGAUUUUGUAAAAGAUAAUAAAAAAUCUUUGGGAGAAAUAGAUCAUCACAUUUCUAAAUCCCAGACUAUUUUACAAGGUGCCUCCCCCUCUUUGAAGAAUUUCAAUUGUCAAUCUGUUGCGCUGAAGAAUAAACUUGAGACACUUUUAUCUUCAAAUUUUCUAUCCAAUGUGAAGGUUUUCAAAUAAAUCAUCUCAAACAAAAA
This is a messenger RNA of Harmonia axyridis, 611 nucleotides long. RefSeq lists its product as uncharacterized. The transcript is spliced from 4 exons. Bases 88 to 594 code for a protein of 168 amino acids. The record is from RefSeq and is a predicted model, not a curated record. Gene Ontology annotation, cellular component: BLOC-1 complex. NCBI's taxonomy places the organism in Eukaryota, Metazoa, Arthropoda, Insecta, Coleoptera, Coccinellidae.